This is a messenger RNA of Cavia porcellus (domestic guinea pig), 1936 nucleotides long. RefSeq names its product ladybird homeobox 2 (gene Lbx2). Bases 1152 to 1745 code for a protein of 197 amino acids. The record is from RefSeq and is a predicted model, not a curated record. Lineage: Eukaryota; Metazoa; Chordata; Mammalia; Rodentia; Caviidae. Gene Ontology annotation, biological process: regulation of transcription by RNA polymerase II. The transcript is spliced from 2 exons. Gene Ontology annotation, molecular function: DNA-binding transcription factor activity, RNA polymerase II-specific; sequence-specific double-stranded DNA binding. Gene Ontology annotation, cellular component: nucleus.
AAGCUGACUCCUUGCUGAGCUCCCACGCAAGGGUAGUGUUGUCUCACAGUUGCCUUCUUUCUCCACGGGAAGUUCAUUGCUCAGCAGAUGAAGGCCCAGGGCCAGAAUAAAUGCAGGGGAGGAAGGAGACAGGGUCCAGGUAAAUAGGAAUGAAUAGAGCAGCCUCGAAGUUGGUGCCUGGGUUGGCAGGGGUCCCAUCAGAUGGUUGGGCCCACAAAACCUUAGAGUCAGUCUUCCUGGGGAGUGAGUGACUCCACCUUGGUCAGAAUCCCUCCUCCUCUGAGGCUGUUACUGAGCCACUGCAGGCCGGAGAAACCACACCUGAACGACAAGACUUCCUUAAAAAGCCAGAUCCAGUAAGAGACCAAGAGAGUGAGUAGGAGGCCCUCAGUGGAGUCAAGAUCCCUCCUGAGUAACAGCCCCACCUCCAGCGUGGCAUAUUUCUCUCUCGAACCUCAGGUCUCCGUGGAUUUUGAAUUGGCUGGGACCUCCAAGCCAUAGUAGAGUGGACACUCGUCUACACUGGCUUCUUCGUGGUGUUCCCAUUAUUGCUGUUGAUCUGCUAGGCCAGGUCCUCCCACGUCUCACCUCCCAGACCACCUGACACACUAAUUGGUUCCAGCCACCCGGAUAUCUUUAAGAGUGUGCCCCACCCCAUUUUUUUAGGGGUUAAGGCAGAAGAAGGGGCCAGGUUAGGAGACUGCGGUCUAGUUGAGAUCAUGGAUCCUACCACAAUCAAUUCUGGUCCUCCUCCUCGGAACUUUGCAAAUCCCCAGAUAUUGGAACAGGAAAAGCAGUUUAUGAGGCGAAGCAGCGGCUAGGUGGGAGAGGCGGAUGGCACGCACAAUCCAGCUGAAGGGGCCCAGUUUGAGCGUGCAACAGGCUGUGACACGGCCCUACUCUGGCGGGUGGUUCUUCGGAGUUCUCCCUGCACCUCUCCACCCUGCAGAAAUAAGGCUGCCGGGCCGUCUAUGGGCUCCAGACCUCCGUGGCCCUGGGGAAAGAUAGGGGCGCAGAAGGAGGGGCACACGGGACUCCAGCGCCGGGGGCGGGCCCGAGGCAGGGGGCCCGAAUUGGGAGCCGACUCGGGGGCUCAGGCAGCUUCAGAGUGAAGCGCAGCGGGCGAAGGGACCACUGCAUCCCGGCGGGCCAUGAAUUCGGGCCGCCAGCCCGGGACACUCUUCAGCAUCGCGGACAUCCUGGGCCCGCGCGCCGUCCCGCGGGCACCCUCUGCGCCACAGCGCGCUGAGCCCGGCCCGUACCCCGCGUCGCCGCUGUGCGCGCUGGAGGAGCUGACGAGUAAAACCUUCCGCGGACUGGACGCGCGCGGCGGCCCGCGAGCCCCUGAAGGUACAGCGGGCAAGGCCGACCCAGAUUCGCUGGGCCCCGUUUCCGCGGCCCGCAGGAGGCGCAAGUCACGCACUGCAUUCACCGCGCAGCAGGUGCUGGAGCUGGAGCGGCGAUUUGUCUUCCAGAAGUACUUGGCACCUUCGGAGCGCGACGGACUGGCUGCUCGGCUCGGCCUGGCCAACGCGCAGGUUGUCACUUGGUUCCAGAACCGCCGUGCCAAGUUCAAGCGAGACGUGGAGGAGAUGCGCGCUGAUGUGGCCUCGCUACAUGCGUUGUCCCCUGGAGUCCUGUGUCGCCUAGCGCUGCCCAGUGGUGCCCAAAGCCCUGGCUCCCACCCCACUGAACCUGACUUCGGGGCCCAUUUAUCAGACGAAGAGAUACAGGUAGAUGAUUGAAGGCAAAGCCACUGCCAGCUGUGGGCUCUGGGGCGCUGGACUCCUCGCCUUCUCGAUCUUUGUUUGUCUUGUCUGUGUUUGGGGGUGGCGGGAAGAGGGUCCACCCGGGUUCUGUUCUAGCCUACAGUCCAGACGUCCGCCUUUCCUAACUGUUGAAAAUAAAGUUAAAGUUCUGUUGCUAAACAUCUCAA